Symbiodinium pilosum is the source of this 927-nucleotide messenger RNA. NCBI's taxonomy places the organism in Eukaryota, Dinophyceae, Suessiales, Symbiodiniaceae. The record is from the annotation of a GenBank genome assembly.
AUGUUCGCGCUGCUGAUCUUUGGUGCAGGUCAUGCUGCAAUCAACUUCCUGCUGUUGCUUGCCAUACUGGACGAUGCGCUGGGCAUGAUCAUCAUUGCAGCCUUCUACCCUGACCCGGAUGCGCCAGUGGAUCCCAUUUGGUUGCUUCUGGUGCUUGGUGCGAUGCUCGUAACGUUCACACUUCGGAAAGCCAUGGUCAGUCGAUGGCAGUUCUACAUCCUCCUUGCGGCGCCCAUUUCCUGGAUCGGUCUCUUCAAGGCCCAUGUUCAUCCUGCCCUGUCGCUAGUCUUCGUUGUGCCCUUCAUGCCGGCGACGCAUGCUAUUGAAGCAUCAGGUCCGCAUGACCUAGGCCGCGUCUCGCACUCGCCGACUGAGAAGGACAAUGAGGAGAUCUUCCGCAAACGUUCUUCUGUAUCCUUAUCGUUGCACGAAGCUUACGUUGUAGCAUCAAGGAGUUUGAAGAACAUCUUCGGCAAGGAGGAGCACGCCCCGCUGCAUGUUUUCGAACACACGCUGAAAGUUCCGGUUGAUUUUGGCAUGUUUUUCUUCGGUCUUGCCAACGCUGGCGUCAAGUUGGGCUCAGUUGGAGGCAUUACUGCUUGCGUGGGGCUAGCGCUUGUUGUCGGAAAGACCGUGGGCAUUGCCGGAAUGAGUGCCCUUGGGCCAUGUAUAGGCGCGCCGUUGCCCAAGGGUCUUGGGAUGGCAGAUCUGGUCGCUACAGCAGCAUUGGGCGGGGUUGGCCUCACCGUGGCUCUCUUCGUCGCCAACGAGGCAUUCGUCCAGCCGGAGAUGCGGGGACAGGCGAAGAUGGGGGCCGUCUUGUCGACGGGCUGCGGACUAAUCGCGUGGCUCAUCAAGAAGCUAUUCGGAGGCUGGCAGGUUGCACAUCUCAGAAGUGCUGCAACUUCAGCAUGGGUGUCACAUUGA